AUGGAUCUAACUAAUAGAAAUCCCUAUUCCACGCGGACGAAGUCGCAGGCAGAAUCUAGUAGAAAAAUACAAGUACCUAUUCUCGAAAAUGUUGUAGUGCGCAAGUCUAGAGUAGUGGCCGUGGUGGUAACUGUGAUAAGCACGCGGGCAACGGCCAGUGUCUCCGGGCCCGGCGCCGAGAUGCACGCCGCGUGCGCUGUGCUGGCUGCGUGGCUGGUGGCGCGCGCGGCGCCAGCUGCGAGCGAGAGUGCGCGGGUGAGCGGCGCCGUGCGCUUCGGUGCUCUGUUCGCUGUGCACGGGGCGCCCAUGGAAGCGCGUGCAGGCGCGGCCUGCGGACCAGUCCGCGAGCACUACGGCAUCCAGCGCGUCGAGGCGACGUUGAUGGCUCUGGAUGCUAUAAACGCAGACCCCCGACUGCUCCCGUGGCUGCGUCUGGGCGCCGACUUACGUGACUCGUGCUGGGCGCCGCCGACGGCGCUGCGGCAGACCAUCGACCUAGUGCGCGAUGCUAUCGCCCCGUCGGAAUCGCUUCGGCAGCGAUCUCCGUCAGGUGCCGAGACCGGGCACUGCCAGGCGGUCUGUACUCUAGCAAUGAAUUUUAAUUUAAACUUUGUGUCAUUUUUUAGGGUGAAAAGUGGGUGGGGCGAGAAUCAGCGUGUCACUCUCACUGAUUAA
Spodoptera exigua (beet armyworm) is the source of this 675-nucleotide messenger RNA. The record is from the annotation of a GenBank genome assembly. NCBI's taxonomy places the organism in Eukaryota, Metazoa, Arthropoda, Insecta, Lepidoptera, Noctuidae.